CGUGUGCAACACAGUGCAUACGUCAUCAACGCGCCAACCCGAUCAGCUGCAGCAAAGCUGUAGUCUCUCUUGGAGACUAUUUUUAAUCAUAAGAGUUUUGGCCGGUUUUCAAACAAGCUCCUGUUGCAGACCAAACGGUAAAGAUCUGAUAUCGUUAAUGUAGUAAAAUGCACACAGCUGUCAGACGCGUGUCUGCCUCCAAAUCCUCCAAGAAAUCCAGCACUCAGACAACUAUCAGCAGGUUCUUCACUAAUGCAAGCGAUCGGGCUCAACCAACUGAGCAGAUUAACUGUCAAGACCGACGCCAUGAGGGCAGAGGGAAGAAGAGGUUGUCUGAUGGAGGAGCAUCCACAGAUAAACGAGCCAAACUCUCGGUCAGCGUGGAGCAGGAGAGGGAUGAGGAGCUCACAGUGACCCCCAGCACCUUAGGUAAGACGGUGUCCUCUAAAGUCAGUAUCAGCCAUGCCACCCUGACCAGACUUAAAGACUUCAGCUGCCCAGGGAGCUCAGAUUCAGUGAUGGAGUUGGAGCCUUCACAUUCGGGAAAAGCUGAAAUUUCUGCCUCACAGCAACAUAAUGUUAUUAUGCAUAACGAAAUGGUUGAAGAGUUCAAAGAAGAGCCCAUUAAGGUUAAACAGGAGUUCUCCUUUAGUCAGUACGCUAAGAAUACUGGAAACAGGAAAAGUUUAGAAGAGCCUUCUGUUUCCAACAGGAGAACCAAGACCAUUUACACUCCUCUAGAAGAACAGUACAUGGAGAUAAAAAAGCAGCAUGUGGACACAGUGCUUUGCGUCGAGUGUGGGUAUAAAUACAGGUUCUUCGGCGAGGAUGCAGAGAUUGCUGCAAAGGAACUCAAUAUCACUUGUCAUCUGGACCAUAACUUCAUGACAGCCAGCAUCCCUACUCAUCGACUGUUUGUGCAUGUUCGUCGACUAGUUUCUCAGGGCUACAAGGUUGGUGUAGUGAAGCAGACCGAAACUACAGCCAUCAAAGCGUCCAGCGCUAACAAAAGUUCACUCUUUUCACGCCAGCUACAUGCGCUUUACACAAAGUCCACACUUGUGGGAGAAGAUGUGAAUCCUCUGCUAAAGCUGGGAGAUUUGGAGCAAGCUGAAGAUGUGGUGCAGGACAGUGGAAACAACUAUCUAAUGUGUGUGAGCGAGAGUUUUGACAAACAGAGCAAGGAGCUGACCGUAGGAAUGGUGGUGGUCCAGCCAAGCAUUGGGGAUGUGAUGGUGGAUUGUUUUAAAGAUAAUAUGAGCCAUUCAGAGCUGGAAUCCAGAAUACUGAGAAUACAACCUGUAGAGAUCCUGGUACCUUCAGAUCUGUCAGAGACCACCGAGAGGUUAUUACGCAACAUCGCUCUCUCCAGUGUCCAAGCAGAUGACAGAAUUCGCAUUGAGAAACGAGAAAGCGCCAUGUUUGAAUACCCAACUGCACUGAGCAUAAUCAAAGACUUCUACAGAGGCGGCCCUCAUUCAGCUGCAAGAAAUCAUGAAAAGGGUUCCUACUCUAUUUGCAUGGGUCUGGAGAGCCCAAUUAUCUGCUGUCUUGGUCCUGUGAUCCAAUAUCUGACUGAGUUUAAGUUAGAGAAGAUUUUACUGUGUUCCAGCUCGUUUAAGCGGCUAUCAAGUGAUCCUGACCAUAUGCUGCUCAGUGCUGCUACUAUGAAGAACCUGGAGAUUUUGUGCAACCAGACCACAGGUUCAGUAAAAGGCAGUCUGCUCUGGGUUCUGGAUCACACUCAGACUCUAUUUGGGAAGAGACUGUUGAGAAAGUGGGUGAGCCAGCCGCUCAAGUCUGUCAUUGAUAUUCAAGCUCGACAAGAGGCAGUUGCUGAAAUAUUGUCUUCUGAAUCCAGUGUCCUUCCCUCUAUCCAGUCUUUGCUAACUCGUCUACCCGACCUCGAGAGAGGACUUUGCAGUAUCUACCACAAGAGAUGCUCCACUCAGGAAUUUUACCUCAUCAUUAGCUCUCUCUCUCGCCUGAAUGUUGAGCUUCAAGCCCUCAUGCCUGCCAUCCAAUCACAGCUCAGCUCUCCCCUUUUGAAGACCCUCCUGCUGGACACACCUCAGCUUUUAAGCCCCGCCCACAACUUCUUAAAAGUGCUGAAUGAGAAAGCGGCAAAGACAGGCAAUAAAACAGAAAUGUUUGUGGACCUGACUGACUUCCCAGUGAUCCGGAAAACAAAAGAGGAGAUUGAGAGUGUUUUGUUGGACAUAAUGGAGCACCGGCGAGAAGUUCGCCUGUUGUUAAAAAACCCAUCUUUGGACUACACCACAGUGUCUGGCCAACAGUUUCUCAUUGAGGUGAAGAACAGUAUGUUGUCCAUAGUUCCAGCAGACUGGGUGAAAAUCAGCAGCACUAAGGUUUUUGGCCGCUAUCACACUCCAUUCAUCGUGGAGAAGCACCGGCGCCUUCAGCAAUUACGCGAACAGCUGGUUAUUGACUGCAAUCACGAGUGGAUCAACUUUCUUCAGCUAUUUGGGGACCAUUACUACAUCCUGAGGAAAGCAGUGUGUCACCUAGCAACCAUGGACUGCCUCUUCUCCUUGGCCCAAGUUGCUAAAGAAAAUAAUUACUGCAGGCCAGAGGUUCUUGAGGAGAAAAGUCAGAUUUUGAUCACAGCAGGGAAGCAUCCUGUCAUCACUUCGCUGAUGGGAGAUCAGGAUCAGUAUGUCCCCAAUGACACUCACUUACAGGGGGACGGCAAGCGAGCCAUGAUCAUCACCGGGCCCAACAUGGGUGGCAAGAGCUCCUACAUUCGACAGGUUGCCCUGGUGACCAUCAUGGCACAGCUGGGCUCCUUUGUUCCUGCACGAGAGGCGUCAGUGGGCAUUGUGGAUGGUAUAUAUGUCAGAAUGGGAGCAUCUGACAACAUCUCCAGAGGCAGAAGCACCUUUAUGGAGGAGCUUCUGGAAACGUCAGAUGUUUUGGCUUGUGCCACAUCCCGUUCCCUGGUCAUCCUGGAUGAGUUGGGUCGAGGCACCAGCACUCACGACGGCAUUGCCAUUGCCUACGCCACGCUGGAGUCCUUCAUCAGAGAGGUGAGGUGUAUGACGCUGUUUGUGACCCACUACCCUCCUUUGUGCGAACUGGAGCAUUUGUACCCACAGCAUGUGGGGAAUUACCACAUGGCUUUCCUGCUCAAUGAGCCGGAGAGCACUUCUGAUGAGGAGGAGGCUCAGCCAGAGUUCAUCACAUUUCUCUAUCAGCUGAUUGAAGGCGCAGCCGCCAGGAGCUACGGGCUAAAUGUAGCGCGUCUGGCUGAAAUCCCAGAGUCCAUCCUGAGGACUGCUGCAUUCAAAUCCAAGGAGUUGGAGGCUCUCGUGAACAGCCGGAGGAAAAUGGUGAGACUGUUAUCUGAUGCCUGGAGUAUCAUCGACACGGAAACACUGCUGGACUGGAGAAAGCGUAGUCAUUAAUAAUAGCAUGUUGGUACUGUAAUUGCCUAUAGGAUGAUGCAAAAAAACAUUCAAACCAUGUAUUUAAAUAGAGUACUCCAUAUACACUGUAAAAAAUAUCUGGUAAUGAACUGUUUCUGUAUUUUGUUUGUGUUUGUGAAUUGUAUUAUGGGACCUUGAUCGACUUUUGAUGUUGAAAAUUCAUGAUAAUUCAUGUUUAUAAAAGUCAGUUUUUCUAAAUGUUUAAGGUUAAAAGUUGUUGGAAGAAAGAUCAAGGUCCCAUUAUGCAAUUCAAAAGCAUUAAUAAACAGGGAAAAAUGAAAUCAUGAACCACAAAAUGCGAAAAACUGCUCAUUUAUGGAUAUUUUUUCAACAGGAUCUGUUUUAGCUUUACACGAAAACAAGACAACUUGUAACUUUUAAUGUGUUGUCUUUGUAUAGAUACUUGCAGUAUAUCAAGGUACUUUGAACAGAACAUUUUCUGAAGAUGUGCUUUAUUUGUAUCUGUUUGGCAAAAGAACAAAAUGAUGCAUUUUUUCAAAGAUUGUAAGUGUAACAUGUUAUUUACAUUGAUUAAAUUGUAAAUCAAAGAUCAC
Danio rerio (zebrafish) is the source of this 4000-nucleotide messenger RNA. Lineage: Eukaryota; Metazoa; Chordata; Actinopteri; Cypriniformes; Danionidae. The record is from RefSeq and is a predicted model, not a curated record.